Messenger RNA from Effrenium voratum, 243 nucleotides. The record is from the annotation of a GenBank genome assembly. Lineage: Eukaryota; Dinophyceae; Suessiales; Symbiodiniaceae.
AUGGAGCGCUCGCCCAGCAGUUCAGACACGAUUGGAUCCUUGCGCGCCGGGGCAGGCCCCACGUCCCGGUUGUCCAGGGCGCGCUUGGCGGUCGCUCGGAGGAGGACUACGCGAAGUGGGUGCUCCUGCUCUUCUGCCCUUGGACGAGCCACCCCGACGACGCCUCGGCCGCCGCGCCCUUCCUCGCCGACCUCUGCAAGUUCGGCAAGUCAGACUGGCGCCGCGCCCUCCGACGGCGGCUGA